CUCGUUCACCAUCACCAGUAAGACCAGGACGUUAUACACGUGCUGGCAGUGAGCCCUAUGUACCACCACCAACUUACUGGAAUCGUGAUAGUAGCUUACCACGCGCAUCACGUGGACCAUCUGUUUUCGAUCGUGCUACCAGCUUGGCACCAUUCACUAGGCCAUUGUUCCGCGCCAGCUCUUUGGAACCAUUGGAUGAACUCUAUGCUAGUAAGUCAGAUGAAAAACCAAGUGAACCGCCAAGAACUUUUGAGCGUGCCGGCUCACCAAGUCCCACUCCCGUUAAGGCAGGCCGUUGGGGACCACGUCCCACAGAGGUCGCAUAUGAUGCUGAUGGACUUCCAAUCUUCCACCCAAGAAACCGCUUCAGGGACAUGCUCAACCCAAAUCCAUAUACACCAAUUUCUGCCUUCACACGUGACCCAUUCUGGUGGGAUGUUGAAGACUUGAUUCCCUUCCGUUCAUUAUCUGUACCAAGAGGUUCCAGUCCAAUUGCCAGGGAUUCCUUCUUAUCGCCGGUGAAGAAUCGUUAUUUGUGGUCUAAGCAUCCAGCUAGACCAUUGACACCUGAACCAGGAGCACUACUGUAAACUCAUAUGUUAUCGUAUCCAAACAAUAUAAAAAAAGUUAACAACUACAACGUGGCUGUUUUUCAUUUAAUAAUAAUAAUAAGUUUUUAAUUUUAUUUUUACGAAACAAUUAAAUUUAUUUUACAACUGCAAUGAAAUCGUAUCAUAUGCGUAACAACAAAUAUUGCACACCGCUCAAUUUUGUAAAUUUAUUUGUUUAAACAAAUAAAAACGACCGAAAACGACGAUUAUCUUGACAACUCUCUCAAAUACAACGAAAAAAACGAGGCCUAAACGAUUUAUCAACUGGAUGUGUAUGUAAAUAUUAGCAGAUAACUAUCCUCUAUAAGAAGAAAUUUUUUUCAAUACUAC
Messenger RNA from Teleopsis dalmanni, 941 nucleotides. RefSeq names its product protein transport protein SEC31-like. The record is from RefSeq and is a predicted model, not a curated record. Lineage: Eukaryota; Metazoa; Arthropoda; Insecta; Diptera; Diopsidae.